This is a messenger RNA of Anisakis simplex (herring worm), 402 nucleotides long. NCBI's taxonomy places the organism in Eukaryota, Metazoa, Nematoda, Chromadorea, Rhabditida, Anisakidae. The record is from the annotation of a GenBank genome assembly.
AUGAAUUAUGGAGGGAGGGGUGUUUUGGAAUUUUUGAAGGGGGGUGGUUGGCACUGGGCCAACAUUACAUGCACCGUGCUGAAUGGGGACGUGAACAGGUUGGCGUUUAGUCCGAACGGGGCGAAUAAGGAGUCGUUUAAAAUUGGAGCGAACUUCCGACACGGCGAAUUCGAACGCUACACUUACGAACUCACAGCCGACACGUUCGUGGCGUGUUAUGGACGCGGCGCGACGCCACUGAGCGGGGUGUGGCUCGCGAGCGGCGCUUUGGCAAACUGCGACCCGGUGUCUUUGGCUCGUCUGGGAUACGUCUAUGGGCACGGUUGUAUGCAUGAGAUGGGCAUGACCCUGACCAAUACGUUCAACUAUUAUAAGGGAAAGGCACUGAAGAGUGAACUUUGA